AAUGAAUUUCUCCUGUCAGAUUGCUCUUAUUUCUCUUCUUAUCUUCUUUGCUUAUGCAAAAGCUGAGAAUUGGACAGAUCCUGGAUUAACAUGGAAAUCUAAUAAAUUUCAUGAAUUUCACCUUCCACUCGAUAUUAUUUGGACGCCUGAUUUAGUUGCCUACAAUGUACUGGAUCCUGAACAGUAUGUAAUCAAACCUUUGGCUUGUCUAUACCCAAAUGGUCAGGUUCUUGUAAUACCUUCAAAGAAAUAUGCUGUCCGCUGUCCCAAAGAUAAAAAUGGUGAAUAUGUCUGUUCUAUAAGCUUUGGAUCUUGGACUUAUAAUAAAAAUGAGAUAAACGUUUUAUUGGGCAGUGAUAGUCUCGAUCUGGAAUAUUACGAAACUAACGACUUUGAAGUUGUUAGUAGUAAUGUUGUUCGUACAGAGAAAAAGUAUUCUUGCUGUCCAGAGUUAUACGCCAUCAUAACGUAUACUAUUAAUCUUAAAAGAAGAACUUAA
Molecule: messenger RNA, 499 nt
Organism: Dimorphilus gyrociliatus
Lineage: Eukaryota; Metazoa; Annelida; Polychaeta; Dinophilidae
Source: the annotation of a GenBank genome assembly